CUUCCAAGAAGAACGAAGGGAGCGGAAAAAUGUCCCCUCGCGGUUCUGGCAGUUCUUCGACCCCGCUACCCUGGGCUGCGGCCCUGCUCCUCGCUCUGGGCGUGGAAAGGGCUCUGGCGCUACCCGAGAUAUGCAUCCAGUGUCCAGGGAGUGUUCGAAAUUUGUCAGAAGUGGCACAGUAUUGUAAGCAGACGCCGGAGCUAAUGUUGCAGGCCCGCUGCUGCCUGGAUAAGAAGGGCACCAUCCUGGGGCUGGAUCUCCAGAACUGUUCUCUGAAUGACCUUGGUCCAAACUUUCCUCAAGCACAUACUGCUGUCAUUAUAAACCUGCAAGCAAACCCCCUCAAGGAUGACUUGGCCAAUGCCUUCCAUGGCUUUAUCCAGCUCCAGACUCUGAUACUACCACAAGAUGUCAGCUGUCCUGGUGGUAUUAAUGCCUGGAAUACUGUCACCUUUUAUACAGACAAGCACAUCUGCCAAGGGCAAAGGAACCUUUGCAAUAGCACUGGGGAUGCAGAAAUGUGUCCUGAGAAUGGAUCUUGUGUACCUGAUGGUCCAGGUCUUUCGCAGUGUGUUUGUGCUGAUGGCUUCCAUGGCUACAAGUGUAUGCGCCAAGGCUCGUUCUCACUGCUUAUGUUCUUUGGGAUUCUGGGAUCCACCACAUUAUCCAUCUCCAUCCUGCUUUGGGGGACUCAACGACGAAAAGCCAAGGCUUCAUGAACCACACAGGUCUUCCUACUGACCUAAGGAUCAUCCCAAUCUAUUUUAGCCCAGCCAGGGAGAUUUGCUUCCUAUAGACUGGCCAGAGGAUCCUCUUCAAGGCUAAGGCCGCGGUUGGAAGGAAGAUGGAACAUUGCGCAAUGCUGGAGUGUCACACUCCAGCCCAGGAGUGGACUAGUACCAUUUCCCAAU
This is a messenger RNA of Molossus molossus (Pallas's mastiff bat), 911 nucleotides long. RefSeq names its product all-trans retinoic acid induced differentiation factor (gene ATRAID). Lineage: Eukaryota; Metazoa; Chordata; Mammalia; Chiroptera; Molossidae. Gene Ontology annotation, cellular component: intracellular membrane-bounded organelle. The transcript has 7 exons. The coding region runs from base 30 to 719 and encodes 229 amino acids. The record is from RefSeq and is a predicted model, not a curated record. Gene Ontology annotation, biological process: positive regulation of osteoblast differentiation.